Messenger RNA from Sipha flava (yellow sugarcane aphid), 2058 nucleotides. Its product is annotated as esterase E4-like. Lineage: Eukaryota; Metazoa; Arthropoda; Insecta; Hemiptera; Aphididae. The transcript has 8 exons. The record is from RefSeq and is a predicted model, not a curated record. The coding region runs from base 239 to 1984 and encodes 581 amino acids.
UUAAAUAAAUACCGUCGACUCGGUGAUCGUCCGCAGUAGUCGUGUCAGGAUUGCUGCUGUUAUGUAUCUUCGAGUAACAGUCGAAUACAUUUUUUUUCUUCUUUUUAAAUCCCGUUAGUUUCAAUUUUGAGAAAAAACGUUGUCCGAACGGGUUUAAAAAUCAAACAUAAAGCGAAAAAGUCGCACACGCGAUACGCGCACGUUUCUAAACAUCGUAUAUAUACCAGUACCUACUGUUAUGGCGGUAUCGUGGAUUUCGAUCUCGUUCUUGUUGACAGUCUGUUGCUAUUCCUCCUCGGCCAUCAUCUCUCCGGUUGACGCCAGCAGAAUCACGCCGAGGGUGCGAGUCGAGUCGGGUGAACUUUCUGGUGGUGUAGAUUACACGCUUACCACCAAUCGGCCUUUUUAUUCUUUUCUGGGCAUUCCCUAUGCCAGCCCACCAGUACACAAAAAUCGUUUUAAGGAAGCACAACCAGUGAAACAGUGGGUGGGCGUAUGGAAUGCCACCAUCCCGGGAAGUGACUGUAUAGGACUAGAACAGGGUUCGUUCAAAGUAGUCGGCCAAGAAGAUUGUUUGUACCUUAAUGUCUACACGCCAAAGCUACCCCAAGAAGGGCUGCUGGAUGGUGGGUUGAUGAACGUGAUCGUGUACCUCCACGGCGAAGCGUUCCAAUACGGGUCCGGAAUCGGUCACACGCCACAUUAUCUGUUGGAGGGAGGAGACGACGUGGUGUUCGUCACGAUCAACUACCGCUUAGGCCCGUUGGGGUUCGCGAGCACCGGCGACGACAUUCUGCCCGGCAACAACGGCUUAAAGGACCAGGUCGCCGCGCUGAAAUGGGUUCAACGAAACAUCGCGGCGUUCGGCGGCAACCCGGGGGCGGUCAUGCUCGCCGGCACGUCAGCGGGUGGGGUCAGCGUCCAUUAUCACUUAGUGUCGCCCAUGUCGCUAGGUCUGUUUAAUCGAGCGAUUGCGUCGAGCGGAAGUGCUUAUUGUCCCUGGGGCUACACCGAAAACGUUGUUCAGAAAACCAAGCAGUUAGCCGAGUACCUGGGAUGUCCCACGUACUACUCGAAGGAUACCGUAAAAUGUCUUCGGUCGAGACCGGCAUUUAUUGUCUCAGAAACUUUGAAAAACUUCUUGCCAUGGAUGUUCGAUUCAUUUACGGUAUUUGGUCCGACCGUCGAACCACCCGGAGUAGAUCGGUUUUUAACAGACUUGCCUGAGAACCUACCGGUCCAGAAUGUCCCGUUGUUAUUUAGUUUCACUCAGUACGAUGGCCUCUAUCCUUUCGCUGGAUAUGUAACUCACGAACAGACCUUGGUUGAAAUGGAAUCCAAAUGGAAUGAAAUCUUACCAUUUGUACUCGACUACAACAACACUGUUUCGGACGAAUCAUUGAAACCUGAAAUUGCACAGAAAAUUAAAACAUUUUACUUUGGAAAUAAUUCGGUAUCUGUAAACACCAAAAACAACGUAAUUGAAAUGAUCUCGGAUCGGAUGUUCAAAGAACCUGUGGCUAGAGCAGCCAGGCAUUUGGCUUCAAAAAACACAUCACCGGUAUACUUUUAUGAGUUCGGUUACAAGGGUAAAUACUCAUUUGCAGACACAUUUUCAAAAUUUGGACACUCCGAAGGCUUAGGGGUAUCGCACGGAGACGACAAUAUAUACGUGGUUAAGACCACUUACGGACAUCCACACGACAACAUAGAAGACGCAAAGUUGAUUCCACUCAUGGUAAACAUGUGGUCGUCGUUCGCUAAAACGGGGAUUCCGGACUUAGGAAGUAAUUCUACAGUAUGGUCACCGGUGUCCAAAAAUCCCGCAGACCCGUUAAGAUUGGUCAAGAUCACUCAAGGCCAAACGGCUGAGUCUCUAGAACUCUUGGAUCCCGGUAACCAUACGUUCUGGAGUAUGUUGCCGCUAACCGAGUUUUCUACAGCCGCUGACUUGUCGACUAAUGUUAACCGAGUCGAACUCUAGGAAAAUAAAAAUAAAAUCAAAAUAAAACAUUACUUUACUGCUGUUUUAACAUAUUUAAAACUGAUGUAUUUUUU